This is a messenger RNA of Castor canadensis (American beaver), 1074 nucleotides long. Lineage: Eukaryota; Metazoa; Chordata; Mammalia; Rodentia; Castoridae. The record is from RefSeq and is a predicted model, not a curated record.
AUGGAACCACAGAAUCUGACAGGUAUCUUGGAAUUCCAACUCCUGGGUCUCUCAGAUGAUCCAGAAUUGCAGCCCCUCUUCUUUGGGAUAUUCCUUCCUAUGUACCUGAUAACCUUGCUUGGAAAUCUGCUCAUCAUCUUGGCCAUCAGCUCUGACUCGCAUCUCCACACUCCCAUGUACUUCUUCCAUUCCAACCUGUCCUUGGCUGACAUUGGCUUCAGUAGCAGUAUAAUCCCCACAAUACUGGUGAAUGUACACACACACCCAAAAUCUAUCACCUAUGCAGACUGCCUCACUCAGGUGUCCUGUUUCUCUCUUUUUGGUUGCUUGGACAGUAUAGUCUUGUCCUUGAUGGCUUAUGACCAAGUAGUGGCCAUUUGUCACCCUUUACACUAUCCAGUCAUCAUGAACCCCUACCUUUGUGGCUGGUUGUUUCUGGUGUCAUUUUUCAUCAGUCUUUUGGACUCCCUCAUGCACUGCUUGAUGGUAUCACAGCUUACCUUCUGCACAGAUGUGGAAAUUCCUCAUUUCUUCUGUGACCUUCCUCAACUCUUUAAGCUUGCUUGUGAUUAUAUCUCUACAAAUAGCAUAUUAAUCUAUGUUAUUGGUGCAAUCUUUGGUGGUGUUCCUGUCUCAGGAAUUUUUUACUCUUAUAUAAGAAUUGUUUCCUCCAUUCUGAGAGUCCCAUCAACAAGUGGGAAGUAUAAAGCCUUUUCCACUUGUGGCUCUCACCUGUCAGUUGUAUGUUUAUUUUAUGGAACAGGCAUGGGAGAAUAUUUCAGUUCAGUGGUCUCAAAUGCCCCUAGGAAGAUUAUGAUAGCUUCAAUGAUGUACAUCAUGGUCACACUCAUGCUGAACCCCUUUGUCUACAGUUUGAGGAACAAGGACAUCAAGCAGGCCCUUUGGAGGCUUCUCAGCAAAACAGCUUAUCAUGAAUACAUGGGCCACAUAUUUUUGGUCUGUGGAUUAGAAAAGAUGGAAAUCGAAGCAUCUAGAAUUGAAAACCAGGCCUCUUUGGCCAAACAGGUUUUUGUAGGUCUUAAACUUUUUAUUACUUUGAUGCUUCAUAUCUGA